This is a messenger RNA of Athene cunicularia (burrowing owl), 1565 nucleotides long. RefSeq names its product steroid 5 alpha-reductase 1 (gene SRD5A1). NCBI's taxonomy places the organism in Eukaryota, Metazoa, Chordata, Aves, Strigiformes, Strigidae. The record is from RefSeq and is a predicted model, not a curated record. The transcript is spliced from 5 exons. The coding region runs from base 256 to 552 and encodes 98 amino acids. Gene Ontology annotation, biological process: steroid biosynthetic process. Gene Ontology annotation, molecular function: 3-oxo-5-alpha-steroid 4-dehydrogenase activity.
GCGGUCGCCGCCGCCUGGCCCAACCGCCUGCUGCUGGGCUGCUUCGUCGUGCACUACGCGCACAGGGCACUCAUAUUUCCUCUUCUGAUCCGGGAAGGAAAACCAACGCCAUUUUUCACUUUUGUGCUAGCGCUUCUAUUCUGUGUUUACAAUGGAUACUUGCAAGGCCGAAGCUUAAGCAACUAUGCAAAAUACCCUUCAGGCUGGUUAAAAGGUCCAUGUUUCAUUACAGGUUUUAUAGGAUGGUUGACUGGCAUGGCAGUCAAUAUUCAUUCUGAUCACAUUCUCAGAAAUCUGAGAAGACCAGGGGAAACUGGUUACAAGAUACCGAGAGGAGGAAUGUUUGAGUAUGUCAGUGGAGCCAACUUUUUUGGAGAGAUCUUGGAAUGGUUUGGUUUUGCCCUUGCCUGCUGCACCACUGAAAGCCUUGCAUUUGCGUUGUGUACGCUCUUCAUCUUGGGUUCAAGGGCAAAGCAACACCACCAAUGGUACCUUGAGAAAUUUGAAGACUACCCAAAGAACAGAAAAACUCUGAUCCCUUUUGUGUACUGAGUUGUGCUUUUACCACUGUUUUUGAAAUGGAUGCUUCUUGUAACAUAUAACACUUCUAGGUGUUGGCAGGUUAACAUACCGUGAUCAUCACUGUGACAAAGCCUUUGCAUCAGUGCUGCUGUUAGUUACUGCUUUUCCUCUUAAUGAAAAUACAGAAUGUGAUAGACAUGGUGGAUAGGAACAGAAAUGCUUUUCCAACAGUGGAGGACCAUCAUAAAUACAUUAGGCAAUGUGUCUAAAUUCACAUCAUGGAAAGUACUGGACAGGACUUCUGGUGCUUCCUCUUCUACCUGUGCAGGCUUCUGCUGCUUCCACUUGAUUUAGCUACGCUGUCCUGAAGAUUGUGCCAUGAGCCCAUUGGUGUGUUCUGCCUGUUAUUUGCCAGCAUACACAAAUGGGGUUGAUUUUUUUGCUGCCUUCCUAAUCCUUUGCCCCACCUCUAUUUCCAGGAGCACUGAUGGUGCAGACCAAGGACAUUAGAUGAACAUUGUUGCUGUUAGGUGAGAGACAGUGUUCUUCCUCCUCUUUGCACUCUUACACAGGUGUGGACACUUUAUAGAUAAUACUUAAUGCUAUUUACAUAGAUAGUUGUAGUGCUACCUUUCCCAAAUAAUAGGUUAAAGUUGUCAUCCACCUCUCAAAUUUAAUAACUAUCUCAAUAUUCAGUGUGCAUUUUCUCACUCAACACUUUUGGGAGGCAUUUUUUAUUUGCGAUACUUAGGCCAGUCUAGUACUGUUAACAAUUAUGUAUUGUUUUCUUAACUUACUUUAUAAAAAAAAUGUAAGAUUUUUACAAAAUUCUCUUACUAUGCUGUUUUAAAAAAGUGUCUUCCUUCUCGUUGAUAAUGAUCUAGAUGAUUUUAUAUUCAAAAAACCUAGAAUCUUUUAGUGCAGCUUGUUUUAUUAAUCUCAGUUCUCAUACCCCUACAUUUUUCUCCUGAAGGACUCCAGAAAGGUUUCAAAAACAUGAUGGUAUGCUAAGCAUACUGACUGGCACAUCUGUGUCUUUUGCA